ACGAUGCUUCGGAGAAGAAACCGGAAAAAAAUAGAGAACCAACGGGUUAUCCCCGAGAAUUCCCAAACUGAGCGGGAUGUCCGGAGGUGCUUACAGACCUCCUAAUUCAUUCCAUUGCCAUAAAUAGGGAGUGGUUUAGUUCUCGAUGAGGGUGCUUUUCUUAUUUAUCAUAGCCAGAAUUAUUUGAUUCUCUUCUGCAACAAUGCCGGUCCUCCCAAAAACAUACAAAGCCUGGGUGAUCCCAUCGGUAGGCGCACCACUUGAGCUCCGAGAGAUUGAGCUGAAGUUACCUGCUGCGGGAGAAAUACUGGUACAGGUUCGCGCAUGUGGUGUUUGUUACACGGACGUGGCGGUCCAGAAGGGUGAACUUGGCGACAACCUCUUUCCCCGCGUUCCGGGUCAUGAGAUUAUUGGCGAUGUUGUUGCCAUUGGCGAGGGAGUCCAGGGGUUUUCUCUCGGUCAACGAAUUGGUGGAGCUUGGCUUGGAGGCCACGAUAACGUCUGUCGGGCAUGCCGCCGCGGGCUCUCCCAAGCAUGCAGCAAUGCUGUAUACAACGGAGCCGGUCGCGAUGGUGGCUACGCCGAGUUCUUCUUGCUUCGCUCCGAAGCGGCGGUUCCCAUCCCCAAAGACAUGGACCCUGCUGAGGCCGCGCCGUUGCUUUGCGCCGGGCUAACCGUCUUCAACGCCAUUCGGAAGAUGCACAUCGAACAAGGGAGCCUGGUAGCUAUUCAGGGGAUCGGUGGUCUGGGGCAUAUGGCGAUUCAGUACGCUCGGAAGAUGGGUUACAAGGUUGCUGUUCUCAGUUCCAGCGCCGCCAAGAGGGAUUUGGCGCUGGAGCUCGGCGCCCACGAGUACAUUGACACUGAGUCGGAGGAUGCGGUCAAGGUGCUCCAAGGGCUGGGUGGUGCAGCGCUCGUUCUCGCUACGACUUCCCAUGGCAAGGCCGUUACUCCUCUGACGGCAGCCCUGCAACCAGGCGGGAAGAUGCUCCUCUUAUCCCCGUCUGGUGCCAUGGAGUUCAAUACGAACGAUCUAAUCAUGGGCAAUUCUGCAAUUCAUGGCUGGAUCACGGGGAACGCUUUGGAUGCUGAGGAUACCAUCGACUUCGCCAAGGCAUUUGGCGUCAGGUGCAUGAUCGAGCGGUUCGCGUUUCUGGAUGCUCCGAAAGCAGUGGACUACAUGACAUCAGGCUCGGUUCGAUUCCGUGGUGUUUUGGUGUUCGAUUAGAUAGGAGUUUGUUCGACUUGUGC
Messenger RNA from Aspergillus sclerotioniger CBS 115572, 1251 nucleotides. Its product is annotated as alcohol dehydrogenase. Gene Ontology annotation, molecular function: oxidoreductase activity; zinc ion binding. The record is from RefSeq and is a predicted model, not a curated record. Bases 203 to 1228 code for a protein of 341 amino acids. NCBI's taxonomy places the organism in Eukaryota, Fungi, Ascomycota, Eurotiomycetes, Eurotiales, Aspergillaceae. The transcript is spliced from 2 exons.